AUGAUUCGUGAUCGUGAUCGCAGUGUUUUGGGAACGAAUCGACUGUGUUGUGGUGUGUUGUUGGUUGAGUGUCUCGGUCUGUUCUGCUUGUUGUACAUGGAAGAUAGAGGGGAGAGCACCCAUGGUACUGCAAUUCCAAAAAAAUCGAGAUCUUUGGAUCUGAAGAGUUUGUAUAAACCAAAAGUGAGAAAAGAGAGUCCAGAGAAGGGCUUAAAGAGGAAAGGGUGUCAUCCUGGGGGUGUUGAUGAGAAUGCAAACAAGAGAAAGAAGACCAGAAAGGAAGUGUCUCUAAGUAGCUUAGAUAAUGCUGAUGUUGGCCACAAGAAAGUUGUUGAUGAAGAAUGGCAAAAAGGGUUUGGUUUUGGUAGGCAGGAUUUGUGUGAACAAAAGUUGGAGCCAAAACAGGGAUCAAGUAGCAAUACGGGACUGAAUAGAGGUUCACUGUGUUUUGAUGGAAAUGUUCACAUUCCGAAGCGAAGGAGGGAUUUUGUGGGGAGAAGGAAAUUCGAAGUUAGUCUGGCGCCAAAAUUGGCUGGAGAGCCUAGUAAUACAGGUGGCCAUGGUGAUCAGAUACCUAAGUUAAGUAGUGUUGAUUUGAAGAGGGGGAUUGAGUCUUCAAAGAUCAAACUCAAAAGAGAUUUUGAUGAGUUUAAGGGAACUAAGAGUAAAUCUGUUGUAAAUAGUGGUGAUUUCUCCUCAAAGAAGUCACUGAAGAAGGACAGAAAGAAAAAGGCUUUUGCUCCAGAUAAAAAUAAGGUUGACACAGAUGUGAAGCCUCCUAUUGAGAGUAGUAAAAAGUCUGAUUACAAGCAAAAAGCUGUUGCUCCUGAUAGAAGCAGGGUUGCCCAGGAGGUUAGACCUCUGAUUGAUGAUAGUAAAACAUCUGACUAUAAGCAAAGGUCUUUGGCUCCAGAUAGAAAUAAAGUUGCCAAGGAGGUUAAGCCUCUGAUUGAUGCUAAUAAAAUAUCUGAUUAUUUACGGGAAGAUGAGGAGGAGAAUCUUGAAGAGAAUGCAGCAAGGAUGCUGUCUUCAAGAUUUGAUACAAAUUAUGCCGGAUUUUGUUCAGGUAGUAAGCCCUCUACAUUGCCAUCAUCAAAUGGGUUGUCCUUUUUGCUCUCUUCUAGUCGGAAUAUUGAUAGUUGUGGGUCAAAGUCUCAGUCAGGUUCAGAAUCAGCAUCAGUUGAUACUGCUGGUAGAGUGUUGAGGCCAAGGAAGCAAUACAAUGAAAAAGGUAGUUCCCGAAAGAGGCGACAUUUUUAUGAAAUUUCACUAGGUGACUUAGAUAAACAUUGGAUACUGAACCAGAGAAUUAAGGUUUUUUGGCCUUUGGACCAAAGUUGGUAUCAUGGUCUUGUUGAUAACUAUAACAGAGAAACAAAGUGUCAUCAUAUCAAAUAUGAUGAUCGAGAAGAAGAAUGGAUUAAUCUUGAAACUGAGAGGUUCAAACUCCUGCUACUUCCAAGUGAAGUUCCUGGAAAAGCAGGGAAAAAAAGAGCAGUAAGGAAACAUAAAAGCUCUGAUGAGCAAAAAGGAAGCCUGUCCGGCAAAGAAAGACAAAGACGAGAUGUGAUUACCGAGGAUGAUAGCUGUGGUGAAAGCUGUAUGGACACAGAGCCUAUAAUCUCUUGGUUGGCUCGAUCUUCUCAUCGGUUUAAGCCUUCUGCUUUUAACGGGGUUAAGAAAAAGAAAAGUCCUAAUGCACUUCCAAGUACAUCGUCAUCAUUGUUAUGUGAUGAAACUGUAAAAUCGCACAGGUGCUUAGCUGAGAGUUCCCCAAGGGAGGGUAAAAGCAGCCUUUCCAGAGAUUCUUUAUCAGAAGAUAGAUUAGGUGAUAACUUUGGGAGGAAGUCUCCAUUGCAAAGCUUUGAUUGCCCUAAAGAUGACAAGCAACCUAUUGUCUACUUUAGAAGGCGGUUUCGCAAGCCAAUGCUGAUGUCACCUCAUAUUUCUGAAGAUAAACACGUUAAAAAAACUGCAUCUUGUUCCAUUUCUUUUGAUCCUGCUGCUUGUGGGCUUAUGGAUCUGAGAGAGUCCGAUGAGGAGAGGGGUGAGAUAGAGGGGCCAUUGUGUUACACACGUAAUGCAGGGGUUUUUAAAAUAUUUUUAGACACAGGUUCAGCAACAUCCAAGUUUGCCUUAAAAUAUCCAAUACAAUUGUUGUUGAAUGACUCGUUUAAAUUAGAGAAUUUGUGGUUGUUCCGAGCUAUUCUGCUACUUCAGUAUGGUACAGUUGUGACCUUGUGGCCUAGAGUUCAUUUAGAGAUGCUUUUUGUCGACAAUGCGGUUGGGCUGAGGUUCCUCUUAUUUGAAGGCUGCUUGAUGAUGGCUGCAGCCCUUGUCUUUUGUGUCCUUCGGUUAUUUCAUCAACCUGCUGAAGAAGGGAAGUAUAUUGAUUUGCAGUUGCCUGCUACAUCUAUCAGAUUCAGAUUUUCAAGUGUUUAUGGUGUAAGGAAGCCUCUUGUGUUUACAUUUUACACUUUCUCCAGAGUGAAGAAUUCAAAAUGGAUGUAUUUAGAUUCAAAACUUCAGAGACAUUGCUUACUCAGUAAGCAGCUCCAUCUCUCUGAAUGCACGUAUGAUAACAUCCAGGCGCUUCAAAAUCAAUCAAGUGAGUAUCCGAUUACUUCCAUCAGAGGCAACCCCUUAGUCAAGGUACUUUCUCCAAUUUUGUUAUGUUUGCUAAUUGGUAACACCAUGUCCGCCUCAUUUCCAGAAUAUGUCACGAAGAAGAGGAUUAGGCCAGGGAUUAACAUUAUGGGUGUUUCCAGAGAGUUAUCUCAGGCUGAUACUAGUGAAUCUUCUGAUUCUGGCAAGAGGAAGAUUCCUCCAUUUUCACUUUCUUUUGCUGCUGCACCUACUUUUUUCAUUAGUUUACAUCUUAAAUUGCUGAUGGAAAAGUCAGUAGCUCAUAUUAGCUUUUGUGAUCAUGCAUUGGUAGAUGAUCCGGAAGUCUUUGGUCUGAUGACCGAUGACUGCUCCAGCAUUGAUGAUUACCCUAACCGGACUACUGAAUUUAAUGUGAAGAAAAAUAUGAUGACGUUAUCUAAGGAUGCUGUGCAUGAUGGAUUGACUUGUGCUGAAUCAGAUUUAUUAAUUAGUCCAUCUAAUUGCAGUGAUCAAAUUCUCUCUCAAAAUUACCAGAAUAUUGAUCUUAGUGCUGAUAGAACUUCCAUAUUGGAUCGUUCGGAGAGGCCUCCUACUGUUCAGUUACAUGAGUGGAAAACACAUCAUUUUGACCAUUCUUUUCCUUCAAAUUCUUUAACUGAUAAGAUUAAAGGUGAUGAUGAUUCCCAUUCUUUUCUGUGCGAUUUGAGUGUCCAAAUACCUUCUGUUGAUCAAUUUGAGAAACCUUGUGAUAGUGAUUUGCGUGAUGCUCAACACUCUUCUGAUUUUUCCUGGAAUGCAAAUGGAGGUGUCAUUCUCAGCCCUAAUCCAACUGCUCCCAGAAGUUCUUGGCAUCGGAAUAGAAACAAUUCCUCAUCAUUUGGAUUCCAGUCUCAUGGUUGGUCUGAUGUGAAGGGUGAUUCUCUUCACAAUGGUUUUAGCAGUGGACCUAAGAAACCACGGACGCAAGUAUCUUAUUCGGUGCCUAUUUCUGGGUAUGAUUAUAAUUCAAGGCACAGAAGCCAUUAUCAGAGACAGAGAGGAUUGCCUCACAAGCGAAUUAGAAAGGCAAAUGAGAAGAAAUCAUUGGAUGUUGCUAGAAGUCCUGAAAAGAAUCUGGAGUCCUUAUCUUGUGAUGCAAAUGUGUUGAUUACCCUUGGUGAUAAGGGGUGGAGAGAAUCUGGUGCUCGAGUUGUACUAGAAUUGUUUGAUCAUAAUGAGUGGAAACUUUCUGUAAAACUUGCAGGUAUUACAAGGUAUUCUUACAAAGCACAUCAGUUUCUGCAGACUGGAUCAACAAAUCGUUACACUCAUGCUAUGAUGUGGAAAGGAGGGAAGGAUUGGAUCUUAGAAUUUCCUGAUCGAAGUCAGUGGGCUGUUUUUAAGGAGAUGCAUGAGGAAUGCUACAACCAGAACAUUCGUGCUGCUUCAGUUAAAAAUAUACCUAUUCCUGGUGUUGUCUUGAUAGAAGAAAAUUAUGAUAAUGAAUCCGAAGCUACUUUUGUUCGUGGCUCUAAAUACUUCCGACAGGUUGAAACAGAUAUAGAGAUGGCUCUGAAUCCAUUGCAUGUCUUGUAUGAUUUGGAUAGUGAAGAUGAACAGUGGAUUUUGACUAUUUCUGAGAAAGAUAAUGGUUUCUUGGAUGGGAUCUCUGAUGAGAUGUUUGAGAAAACAAUUGAUAUGUUUGAGAAGGCAGCAUAUGCUCAGCAGCGUGAUCAGUUUACUUCAACUGAAAUAGAGGAACUAACUGUUGAUGUUGGGCCCUUCUGUUUGACCAAAAUCAUUUAUGACUAUUGGCUGCAGAAAAGGCAGAAGAAGGGAAUGCCUUUAAUACGGCAUUUUCAGCCACCUCUAUGGGAAAGAUAUCAACAUGAAUUGAGAGAGUGGGAAGUAGCCAUGACGAAGAAUAAUAUUCCCAUUUCUAAUGGGUGCCUGGAUAAGGGUGUGACUUUGGAGAAGCCUGCUAUGUUUGCUUUCUGUUUGAAACCAAGGGGUUUGGAAGUACCAAACAAAGGAUCAAAACAUCGAUCACAAAAGAAAAUUUCGGUCUCAGGGCAUUCAAACAGUAUUCUGUAUGAACAGGAUGGAUUCCAUCCUUACGGAAGAAGAUUCAAUGGGUUGGCAUAUGGUGAUGAGAAGUUUGCAUUCCCCGGGCAUAAUUAUGAUUCUGUGGAUGAUUCCCCAUUGCCUCAAAUCUCCCCAAUAUUCUCACCACGAGAUGUUGGCAGCAUGGGAUAUUAUUCUAUAAACAACCGUUAUGAUAGAAAUCAUAUACCCAAAUAUAACAGAAUCAAAUCAAGGAAAUUUGGAUCAUUUGGGUUUCAUAAUGAUUCCCAUAGUCAGAGAAUUUCAUCUUCAGGGAAGAGAAAUGGGGAUAGUAGGUGGAAUGUGGGCUAUUAUGACUUGGCUGGUCACAGGCAGUACCUUGUGGAUGGUCCUCAGAGACUUGGGAUUGAUCAAAUAGAUGGUACGGAUCUCUAUGAAUUUAGAAUGCGUGAUGCCUCGGGAGCUGCUAAGCAUGCAGUUAACCUAGCCAAAAUGAAGAGAGAGAAAGCUCAGAGAUUGCUUUACAAAGCGGAUCUAGCAAUUCACAAGGCUGUGGUUGCUCUCAUGACCGCUGAAGCGAUGAAAGCUUCUGAGGAUUCAAAUGGUGAUGGACUAGAGACGCUGAUUACAGAUGAAGAGAAUGAAAUAAAAGUUCUUGAGUGUAAACAUGGCAUAAGAGAGUGA
This is a messenger RNA of Sphenostylis stenocarpa, 5334 nucleotides long. The record is from the annotation of a GenBank genome assembly. Lineage: Eukaryota; Viridiplantae; Streptophyta; Magnoliopsida; Fabales; Fabaceae.